UCGAGCCAAAAUUAUCCAAGUAGGAGAGAAAGGAACUCGUUUUACUGUUAUUCUUUGUGUUCAAAACCUAGCAGAGCAAGGAGAAAUUAAGGUUAGCUGUAAAAUAAUUAAGAACAUUAGAAAAAAGAACAAGAAAAAGAAUGAGGAAAAAGAGAAGAAAGGAACCAAUGCAGUAGAUUUACAUGAUUUCUUAUUGGGAAUCAAUUUUCCUAAUAACAGUUACAUUUUACUUGAUAAUGCCAAAAUCCAUCAUGCCAGCAAGUCUCUUAUAAAGGAAAAAAGACUUCCAAUUAAAGAACUAGCAGUCAAAAAGGGGAUCAUACUCAAGUAUUUACCUGCUCGUGCUCCGAUGAUACAACCAGCUGAACUUUUUAUCAACAAUAUUAAAGGCUUUAUCAAGAGUAAACUUAAAGAAUUUAUUGGAAGAAAGCAAUCUUGA
This is a messenger RNA of Ambispora leptoticha, 439 nucleotides long. The record is from the annotation of a GenBank genome assembly. NCBI's taxonomy places the organism in Eukaryota, Fungi, Glomeromycota, Glomeromycetes, Archaeosporales, Ambisporaceae.